AUGGCGCUCGAUAACUAUUUUCGCAACAAGAUAGAGAGCAUGAAGCUUGAAAUCAUCCAAGGCCAAGCUGUCUUGAGGCGGCUUGAAGCACAACGGAAUGACUACAACUCCAGAGUAAGGCUGCUACGGGAAGAGCUUGGUCUGUUACAACAACCGGGAUCUUACGUCGGCGAAGUGGUCAAGGUUAUGGGCACUAAGAAGGUGCUUGUCAAGGUACAUCCGGAAGGGAAAUACGUUGUUGAUGUCGCGGAUAAUGUCGACAUCUCCAAGCUCACAGUAGGGAAACGAGUGUCACUGCUCUCGGAUUCAUACAAGCUCGAAAAAAUGCUUCCAUCAUCAGUUGACCCGCUCGUAUCGCUGAUGAUGGUUGAGAAAGUCCCAGACAGCACAUACGACAUGAUCGGUGGCCUUGAUCAACAAAUCAAGGAAAUCAAAGAAGUCAUCGAACUCGGCCUCAAUCACCCGGAACUCUUCGAGUCGCUAGGUAUUGCACAGCCAAAGGGCGUACUCUUAUAUGGACCUCCAGGGACCGGCAAAACUCUCCUCGCACGAGCAGUGGCACAUCACGCAGAUUGCAAGUUCAUCCGGGUGAGUGGUUCGGAGCUGGUUCAGAAGUAUAUAGGUGAAGGCAGCAGGAUGGUCAGGGAGUUGUUCAUUAUGGCUCGCGAACAUGCUCCCAGCAUUAUUUUCAUGGACGAGAUUGACAGUAUCGGAUCCAGUCGUGUGGAAGGCAGUAGUGGAGGAGACUCCGAGGUCCAACGCACCAUGUUGGAACUCCUGAAUCAACUGGACGGAUUCGAACCUACGAAGAACAUUAAAAUAAUAAUGGCUACCAAUCGUCUUGAUAUCCUCGACCCUGCUCUCCUAAGACCUGGAAGAAUCGACCGAAAGAUUGAAUUUCCCCCACCCACUGUCGAAGCCCGCGCAGACAUCCUCCGCAUCCACUCCAGAUCCAUGAACCUAACCCGCGGCAUCAACCUCACUAAGAUCGCUGAGAAGAUGAAUGGCUGCUCCGGCGCAGAGCUCAAGGGCGUCUGCACAGAGGCCGGCAUGUAUGCAUUGCGCGAGCGCCGAGUACAUGUUACACAGGAGGAUUUUGACCUGGCGACUGCCAAGGUGCUUAACAAACACGACGACAAGGAAAUCAGUUUGCAGAAAUUCUUCAAAUAA
Histoplasma mississippiense is the source of this 1170-nucleotide messenger RNA. RefSeq names its product 26S protease regulatory subunit 8. The transcript is spliced from 3 exons. Lineage: Eukaryota; Fungi; Ascomycota; Eurotiomycetes; Onygenales; Ajellomycetaceae. Gene Ontology annotation, molecular function: proteasome-activating activity; ATP binding; ATP hydrolysis activity. Bases 1 to 1170 code for a protein of 389 amino acids. The record is from RefSeq and is a predicted model, not a curated record. Gene Ontology annotation, cellular component: proteasome regulatory particle, base subcomplex. Gene Ontology annotation, biological process: proteasome-mediated ubiquitin-dependent protein catabolic process.